Molecule: messenger RNA, 4726 nt
Organism: Bradysia coprophila
Lineage: Eukaryota; Metazoa; Arthropoda; Insecta; Diptera; Sciaridae
Product: unc-112-related protein
Biological process (GO): integrin-mediated signaling pathway; cell-matrix adhesion
Cellular component (GO): cell-substrate junction
Molecular function (GO): integrin binding
Source: RefSeq, a predicted model, not a curated record
UCAUACCAGAGAAUGUAUGAAUUGUCAGUUCAUGAGGGUCUCUAAAUGCAAACAGUCGCAUUUUCUGUGUCGGUAAAAAUUAAACCUUUUUAUACAUAACUGUAUAUGUCUACAUAAGUGACUUAAUUUUCUACCACUGAUUAAAUGUGCAAAUUCUGAUUUAUUAGUUGUGUGCCUUAGAAAAAUGAUGUGAUUGCUUUAAUAACAUAAACUUAAUUGCAUGUAAAAAAAAGAAGAAUCGGACGAAGACGUGAUACAUUUUAUUGGUGAAAAGUUUAAUUUUUUGUGUGUGGAAUCAAAAAUAAUAAAUAAAAAAAAGAGAAAACAAAAAUUUUGUUUAAUCGUAAAAUUCAAGGGAAUUCAAAAUGAUUCAUAUUGGUGAUGGCACAUGGAAUUUGCGAGUCUUUAUUACCGACUUGCACGUUGAGAAGACCUUGCGGGUUAAAGGAGAUUUACACAUUGGUGGCGUUAUGUUGAGAUUGGUGGAUCCAGAAAAUCCCAAAGAUUGGUCAGAUCAUGCACUGUGGUGGCCGGCGAAAAAUGUGUGGCUUGCACGAACCCGAUCAACAUUGGAUCAAUGCGGCGUUCAGGCCGAUUCGUUAUUACACUUUACACCCAUGCACAAAACAUUAAGAGUACAGCUACCAGACUUGCGAUAUUUGGAUUGUCGUGUCGAUUAUUCAAUAAAAACGUUCGGCGCUGUUGUAAAUUUGUGUAAAGAUUUGGGCAUUCGGCAUCCGGAAGAAUUGUCGCUGUGUAAGCCAUUGGAAGCAGCACACUUGAAGCGCAAUUAUUCCGAAUUUCCCAAACGAAAAGUGCCACCAUCCGAACAGGGAAAGGACUAUGUCGCACCGGUCGAUUCGAACACCUUCAUUCAUAAUUCAAAUCAUUUUAAUGGAAGCAAUGGCAGUUUAGAUUCACCAGCAAAUCCGUUUUCAUGUGCACCAGUUCAGCAAACACCGCACCGACCAGUACAAAGUACUCCGAUCAGUUCUCCUAUGGGGACAUGGAAAUCAAAUAAUGGUCAUAAUGGUACGUUCAAUGACUCAUCGUCGAGUAUCGGUGACUUAACAGAAAAUUUAGCUGCUAGUCCAAGAGCCCCGAGUCCAGACGUUCGGACAAGAAUGGUGCGACCAAAGUCUUUGGUAGAACGAGCCCGUCUAAAUGUGGGAUGGUUAGACUCGUCUUUAUCAAUUAUGGAACAAGGUGUCCGCGAGUUUGACACACUAUGUCUUCGGUUCAAAUACUACACUUUCUUCGAUCUAAAUCCAAAAUACGAUCAAGUUAGAAUCAAUCAAUUGUACGAACAAGCUAAAUGGCAUUUGUUGAAUGAGGAAAUUGAUUGCACAGAAGAGGAGAUGUUUAUGUUUGCGGCAUUACAGCUGCAAGUUAGUCUACAGAAUGAUAUUCAACAGCCGGACUCUGGCAUAGAUACAUCCAGUCUGGACAACGGUGUUGAUGACGAUAUUGAUGCUGCUUUGAGCGAAUUACAAAUCACCUUGGAAGGGCCAAAUGGCCGAUCGAAAUCUAACGAUAUCACCCAUAUACCAGAGCUAACAGAUUAUCUACGAUUUUUAAAACCAAAAAAAUUCACGCUUAAAGGAUACAAACGGUACUGGUUCACAUACAAGGACUUGCAUUUGUUUUUGUUCAAAAGUCGUGACGAUGCCCGCAGUAAUAGUCCGCCGUCCGUGGCCAUCAAUCUGAGAGGAUGCGAAGUAACACCGGAAGUGAAUUUGACACAGGGUAAAUUUCACAUCAAAUUGGAAGUACCGCCAGAAAAUGGAGUUGGUGCGAACAGUGAAGUGUGGGUGCGAUGCGAUAAUGAAGAUCAAUACGCUAAAUGGAUGGCUGCAUGCAGGCUGGCAUCGAAAGGUCGAUCGUUAGCGGAUAGUUCGUAUGACAGUGAGGUACAGAGUAUCAAAUCUUUCUUGAACAUGCAGAAACCAGCACAUGCGCCAGCAGUUAGCAUAAAUCCAAAUUUGAUUGACCCGCAGGAGUUCUUAGCUCCCAGAUUCAGUAAGAAAACAAAAGGAAAGGCGGUCAACCGAAUCCUUGAAGCCCAUGCUAAUGUAAAAGAUUUAUCUCUGAUGGAGGCCAAAUUGAAGUUCAUCCAAGGAUGGCAAAGUCUACCCGAAUACGGGGUCACUUUGUUUGUCAUCAAAUUUGACGGUCACAAAAAGGAAGAGCUGCUCGGCGUGGCCCAGAAUCGUAUCAUGAAAAUGGACAUCCAUAAUGGUGACCAUUUGAAAACAUGGCGAUACAACUCAAUGAAAGCCUGGAAUGUCAACUGGGAAAUCAAAUGCAUGAUGAUUCAAUUCCAAGAUGAAAAUGUAAUUUUCUCUUGUUUAUCCUCCGACUGUAAAGUCGUGCACGAAUUCAUUGGCGGCUACAUUUUCAUGUCAAUGAGAUCGAAAGAAACGAAUCAAACGUUGAACGAAGAAAUGUUCCACAAGUUGACCGGUGGCUGGGUGUAAAUUAAGUAGUUUAGAUCAAUGAUUUUUUUGAAUAGGCGAAAAGGGAAGAUGGAUUUUACAUUUGACAAACGAUUAUUUGUCGGGAUUAUGUGGCAUAUCAAAUUACGAGCGGACGAAUCCUUUUAUUCGGAUAAAUUCGACGCUGCUAAAUUUAAAAAAAAAAUAUGGGAAAUCUAAAUCCUACACAAGCGGACAGUGGUUACGCACCGAUGUAUUAUUUUAACAUUUUUUCCGUCCUCAAUAGCUGAUGCACAAUCCAUACUUGGACUGAUACGUCAUAUUGGGAGCAAUGAUACGAGAGCUCUGUCAGCUACGAGCUUGAAAGAAGUGGAGUCAGAGAACUCUCUUUGAUGGUCUGAUACUUAGCACAGUUGACCUUUUUCGGUCUUUGGAAUGAUCACUCUCGAUCACAAUUUGAAAGCCAUUUCAGAUACCAUUGAAAAAAUUAGGAUUGCUGUUGACUCAACAGUGUUGAGGUCAAUUCAAAUUCUAAGUGAUACAUGCACUCAAAGUGAAUGAAGUGCAAACUAUAGUCAUUUCUAGAACGCUUUCCAAUUUUCACUCUCUCCUUUUAUUGUUCAAAACACCUUGGAAACACCAUUUAGCUAUUCACUAAGGCGGAAACUUUUGUGAACUUUCGUGGGCUGCUCACAAUAUUUAAAGAAAGUCAACACACACCGUCAACGGGCUUUUCGCCUGAGUGAAUUACAUUACCAACGGACAAGUACAUGUAACACAAACGUUAUCAGUACUAAAUCCUAGCCGCAAACUAAUAACCGAUCCAAUCAGAUGUCAUUAUUGUGGACAACAACCUGCUGUAGGGAAUUUUCGUAUUGCGGUUGGGUUUCGAACCCACAAGAGACCAUCCAAUAGUUCAAAGUGAAGUCUCAAUUUACACAAUGCAAUUGAAUGGAGAAAUCUUAAAAAAAAAAAAAAAUCAGUUUGCUGUUUAUGUGUAGUAAGUUGUGAGAAGGUUACAGCUCCUGAUGUAGGCCUAUCAAUCCCGUGUGUCGUGUCCAGUCAAUAUGAUCGUGCAGUUUUUCUUAACACAGUGGUUCCAAUUUAAAUUUACCGAAACUGAAUUUUUCAGAUUUAGCAGCGUGACAUUUUGUCGUUAAAAACUUUUUAACGGAUGACUCCGCCCGUUGUAUUUGCUGAAUAUGGAUUUAUGAGUAGAUCUCAUGUCGACUAUGUGUAACUGUUGCUACUCAUAAAUUACACAUUCAACAGAAUUUCUUUUUAAAUUAAAAUUUUAUGAAAAUAAAUGUGCUGGCUCUGUAAUCAUCCAAAAUUAAAUUUAAAAAAAUCGAGUUUUUUUACAAAAAAAAAAAUCGAAAAGAAAAAGAAACUGAAUUCGCAACUAAGCCAGAGAUGACUAAAUAUCUUGUUGGUUGACCAAAACGUGCAUGUGGCGAAUGGAAUGUUGCUGGCAUGCAUAUUUUAGAUCAACUAACUAGAUAAUUAGUUAAGUCUAAUCUAACUGAUACUAAAAACAGUUUUUAAAAGAAAAUUAUUUAACAAUAAAAUGCCUUGGAAAUUCGUCGAAAACUUUUAGAAAGUUUUUACGACGAAUUUUGUUUUUAUGUAUAAAAAAUCGAAAUAAAAAAAGUUCAAGAAGGAAACAGAAAAAUAGGAAAACUUUACCUUUAACAAAAAAAAUUGCCUUGAAAUCUUUUACACCUUGGAUUAAAAAUGUAUUUUUAGUGGUUUUAUAAAAGCCAAAAACAGAAUAAUAAAAACUUAGAAAUUAAGAAAUUAAUCGACAGAAAACAGCAGGAACAACAAUCAAAACAGAAACGCGCAAAAAAUGGAUUUCUUCUUGUUUUUACAAUUUUUCUAAUAAUAACUUUAUUUUGUAUAUCUCUACUAGCAAUAUUAAUAACAUUGAAACAAGCUGUUAAGUUAAAAAAGAAAAUGAAAAGAAAAUUGAAAACAGAAAUGUAUUUUUGAAUAUUUCUAUAAUUUAAAUGUGAUUGCCUCUAUAAAUUGACAACAAUUUACUACUUAACAAAAAUGAAUUUCUGAUUUCUUUUUUUUCUCUUUUAAUUUGUUUUUUUAUUAUUUUUAUUUAACUAAAAAUAAUUAUUGUACAUCAAAAAAAUGUGUAAAAGCAAAAGCAAAUUAAAAAUUAAUAAUUUUACGCGUAAUUUUUAUUAAUUAUUUCUGUAAUACUUGUAAUAAUAGUCAGGUGGUAUAGGCCUAACAAAAUUAUAAAAAAUGUUAAACAUAAUGCAAACAAAUUUAAACAA